AUUGAUAAAUACGCCACACAGAAAUAAAACAACUAUUCAUAAACUAUUCAUAAAAUACCCAACCGUAUUAGUUAAAAUAACUUCUGAACUUAUGUGCUUAAAAACUAGAACGGAGUUUAUCAUUUUCUCAAGUGAUAAGGAAUUGUUUGUGCAAUGAUUUGAGGUCAAAUAUAAAGUGUACGCUAAAGUAAUCACUCGUAAAUAAUAUCGAAGAUAGCCUGACGGCAUUGCUGAUUAAGACGACACACUUAUGAACAUAUACAAGUAUGUGGAAUUUAGUGUUAAUUGGAUUGUCCGGAAUACUGGUAGGGGUCUUGUUGUCCAUGGAUCGCACAUUUCCUGUAGGUUUAUGCGAGGAAAAGCUACUUAAAAGAGUUGUUAGGGUUGAAAAAUUACUAAACGACACGUUUGAAAAUAUAACUGAAACACAUGUAAGGAUAAAGGAUGACAGUGUCAAGCUCAACGAAGCCUUACAUGCACAGUUGGAAGCCUUUAUUGAUACUGCUUUAUUUAACUAUGGGGCUGUUAGAGAAAUGAACUCCACAAUAACGACACUCGCUGGCACUUACUUUGAUAAGGUCGAGUCUUUCAUCGAUACUGCUACCAAGAAUAUAACUGCAACUUUAGAUAAAAUGAACUCUUCAAUCACGCGGCUCAUUGAACCGAAAGGAAAAAGUGUCAUGCAUCAGGUUAUGUUCCAUGUGCAACGGCCUGUAGUCCGAGACGGUGAAGGAUAUAAAAAACUUUAUGAAUAUGGAAUAAACGAAAAAGUCGUUUUCGAAUUAGUCGUGCACAACGAGGUUUCCGGCUAUGAUCCUAGCACUGGGUACUUCAUGGCUGCAGAAGCUGGAGUAUACAUGUUCACGCUGCAGUAUUGGUCAGGUUACAAACAUCUGGAUCACUUUCAAAUCGUUAAAGAAGGAAGGGUGUUGACUAUGUCACUUCAGAAAAAUGGUGAAGGGUGUUUUAGUGUGCGGGCGUUUGCUCUGCUAGCUCUGGGAGACAAAGUCUGGGUGAAGUCAACGUCUACAGAUAAUGUUUACUCUGAGAAAGGCUCAUGUAUGCACAGUUUUUCUGGGAUGAUUGUUCGCUUGUAAAUGUGUCAGGGCAUACAACAUUAAUUAGAGUAAUUGGGUCAAUCAUUGUUUUAUAUUCGUUGUGAUAUUACACUGUUGAAUGCAAGCCCUAGUCCCCUCUUAACUGCAGCAAAUUUAACUUUCACGCCAUUCAUUGGUUGUUGUUAGAAUCACAAAACGUGAACAAGAUACACUUAACGCACUUAAAAGUCGGGGGGGGGGGAAACAUCCUUGCCGGAAUUGCGCGCAAUACUGCUAGACAGAGCGAGCCAAUAAAACUAGUUAUGAACCAUCAUGUGACAAAUAAGAACCAACUGAGGCCAAAAAAGGGGCAGCGGUUGUGUUUAUCUUUCAUAGAAGUACAAUUAAGAAGCUAAAUUAUACUUAUACGAAAGACUAACGACAAUAUAGAGAGGUAAGGGGUGCUGUAUUAAUAAUACUUACUUUAACCAUAACACUAAAAGCGCACGCUUUAAUAAAAGCAUAACUAAUCAUAAUAGAUGCGCACUGAAGGUAAUUAAAUAGUGAAAUAAACAUAUAACUAUCACUUUUUAUGUAUUUGGAUUAUGUGUAGGCAUGUACAGGCCUUUUUACACAUUCGAAGAUAUGCGUACAUUAAAGCCACACAACUUAUUUGGCAUAGUUAAUGUACGUAUCAAUAAAAAAACAUAUUUUAUCUAUGCAAAUUAGAAUAUAUCUGGUGUUUACAAGGUAGAAAUCCGUCUUUAUUGUGCUUUAAAACUUAAAAAUGAAUGCGGUUGUCGAAAUGGACGUAUACGUCUAGAAAUCCUACUUUCGGUUUUAAAAGUGGUACCGUUUAAAAAACAAGCAAAUUCGUAGAAUUGAUAUUCCCCGCAACAUAUGCUUUGUUUGAGGAUAGGGUGCAAA
This is a messenger RNA of Dreissena polymorpha, 1964 nucleotides long. RefSeq lists its product as uncharacterized. Gene Ontology annotation, molecular function: protein binding. Bases 267 to 1097 code for a protein of 276 amino acids. The record is from RefSeq and is a predicted model, not a curated record. NCBI's taxonomy places the organism in Eukaryota, Metazoa, Mollusca, Bivalvia, Myida, Dreissenidae. The transcript is spliced from 2 exons.